Molecule: messenger RNA, 348 nt
Organism: Staurois parvus
Lineage: Eukaryota; Metazoa; Chordata; Amphibia; Anura; Ranidae
Source: the annotation of a GenBank genome assembly
CAAGCUGAUAACCCUGGAUUCUCAACCAGGCAGGUUGAGGGGCUCCAGAGGGUUGAUGUAUUGCAGAGGAAACUGGCUUUUCAGUUUCCUCAUUUAUUCAUUAAGUCUGUUUUGGGAUCUGGAGCCUGGAGAUUUCAAAGAGAUCUGGGAGGGAUGAAAUCUUCAAUCCUGGGACCAGGUUUUGGUAAUGGCCAGGGCACUGAUUGUACAGGUGGGUGCAGGGCUUUUUGUAGAGGCCUAACCUAUGGUUCUGAGCUCAGGAGGGCUCACCCGGGCAGAGAGGGAGUCAGGAGGGCUCCACCCGGGCAGACAGGAGUCAGGAGGGCUCCACCCCGGCAGGCAGGAGGU